AUGUCAAGACAAUAUUAUGUGCAUUCUUGUCAAUUUUGUAAUAGAACUAUUCAAUUAGAAUCCCAUCAUACUGAUAUUAAUCAAUUAAUUGAAGAACAUUUAACAUCAUGCAAAUAUGAUGCACUUGACAAAGAUAAACAUUCAUGCUCUUUAGCAGACUGUUUUGUUAAACAAACUUUCAAAAAUAUUUGUAAUGAUUGUACUUUAAAUUUUUGUGAUAGUCAUAAGAAAGCAACUGAUCAUAGUUGUAGUUCAGUAUUUUCAUGGAAAAAUGCAUCAAAUAAUCCAGCUCCACAAGCUCCAAAAAAGGUUAUUAUUGAAAAUGAAUAUUUAAGAGCUCAAAAGAAUCAAAAGGUAGAAUUGGAUAAAUUAAGAAAAGAAAUGGCUCAAAAUAAACAAGAACUAAAAAUCCGAGAAGAAAAAUCUGUUGAAGAGUUAAAUUCUGAUUUAAUUUUUUUAGAACAACAACAAGUUUUAUAUGAUCAAAUCAAAUCAAAUAACCAAAAUAGCAACAACAAUAAUAAUAAUAAUAAUAAUAAUAAUAAUAAUAAUAAUAAUAAUAAUAAUAAUAAUAAUAAUAAUAAUAAUAAUAAUAAUAAUAAUAAUAAUUUUAGUGAUAAUAAUAAUAUUAAUUUUAGUAAUAAUUACGAUAAAUCAUCAUCAUCAUCGUCAAAUGUAACACCACCACAACCAGUAGUAACCAAGAAAAAACAAGGACUACAAUCAAAGGCAGAAAAAGAUCAAAUUGAAGAAUUAAGAAAGAUUAGAGAGAAUAGAAAAUUAGAGUAUGAAUCAGAUGAUAUUUCAGUUUGUGUAACUGUUAUUUUAUCAAAUAAUGAUAAAUUAACAGCUCAAUUCAAUAAACAAGAUACUCUCAAAAAAAUUCAAGAAUUUGUAAAUAGAAAUCGUUCAGAUGGUGAGGAACCAUAUGCAUUAUGUUUAAAUGCAACAGGUCAACCAUUAUCAAAAAAUGAUAUAAACAAAACUCUUCAACAAUUACAAUUAUUACCAACUCCAACUUUAUAUGUUAUUCUUAUAAAAGAUUUAAAAGAACAAAUAAAAGAAGUAAAAAGAGCUAAUAAUCUCAGAGGUUAUUUUUUCUCGAAUAAAUAUUUAGAAAUGGCUAUUUUAGCAGCUGCUUUAUUUUUUGCUUAUUAUCUUUAUAAAAACUAUCAAAAAGAAACUCUUGGAAAUCGUAAUCGUCAUCAUCAUCGUGAUCAUCACCAUCGUGGUGAUUAUGAUGAUUAUUAUGACUAUUAUUAA
Messenger RNA from Dictyostelium discoideum AX4, 1263 nucleotides. RefSeq names its product AN1-type zinc finger-containing protein. Lineage: Eukaryota; Evosea; Eumycetozoa; Dictyosteliales; Dictyosteliaceae. Bases 1 to 1263 code for a protein of 420 amino acids. The transcript has 3 exons. The record is from RefSeq and is a predicted model, not a curated record.